UUAUUUAACUUUUCCCUUAUAAAACCAGCUCUUAAUCUGGAGCAUUUUAUUAAGCUGCUUAUUGAGCAUAAAGCGCUUUUUUUAAUCCGAAAGCUGUAGAAGCAGAAUGAUGUCGGGUUUUACGAGAAUGAAGAGGGUGACUGACCCCUUGGAUGAUAAGGCGAAGGCGCGGAUCGUCGGCCGGGAUAGGAUCGGGCUGGGUUACCUCAGCAGCGGCAGCGAGUACAGCGCUCAAGCAGAUGAUGACGUCGCCUCCCCCAGCCUUUCCGAGCUUUUUUUCGGUUUCAACGUCCACGAUGCCGGGGACGAGUCGCCGGAGAGCGGUGGUUCCGAUUGCGAGCGGGAUCGGUCAAUGUGCGAAAUGAAUGAAUGUGCGAGUGUUGAUUUGAUUAAGCCUAUUUUGGAAGAUCAGAGAGACGCGUUUAAGAGAGUGCUUGCGGCUCACGUUUGGAAAGCCGUGCAAGUGUUUUCCGGUUUGAGAUCGAAUAAGCAGAUGAUGCGGAGGAACGUGAUGGCGUAUCUGAGGAACUGCGGGUACUAUGCGGCGAUUUGUAAAACGAAGUGGGACAGCUCCGGCGGCCUCACCGCCGGGAACUACGAAUUCAUCGACGUCCUCCGGAAGGAAUAUUCGACGAGGUACUUGGUCGACUUGGAUUUCGCUUCAGAGUUCGCGAUCGCGAGGCCGACGAAUUCCUACGAGCGUCUGCUGCAGCACGUGCCAAGAGUUUUCGUCGGAACGAGCGAAGAUUUGAAGCAGAUUCUGAAGCUGGUGAGCGACUCCGCGAGACGGUCGUUGAAGAGCAGAGGCCUCCACCUGCCGCCGUGGAGGAAGCACCGGUUCAUGCAGAACAAGUGGCUCGGUCCCUACCGCCGAACGACGAACCUAUUUCCUGCGUCGUUUUCUUCUCCUUCGGCGGCGAAGCAAGGCUACGGAGUUAAAUGCCGCGCCGUCGGUUUUGACGCCGCCGUCAACGGCGGGCAGUUACUGUUUCCCGCUACAGCCCGUACAAGAUGACUAUGAUAGAUAUUAUGAUAAAAACAAAAAUGAAAAUGAUUUUGCUAAACUCUGUCGUUUUGUGUUGGCAGAAUAUUUAUUUAUUUAAUUUUCAUUAUUAUCCUCUCAGUGGUGUACGCGGCAAAUACACCUUGUACACAUGGCGGCGCCGCAUGCGAUAAGACAUCAUGAGAUUGAGAAAUGACGGGAAAGAUUUUGGAUUCAA
This is a messenger RNA of Sesamum indicum (sesame), 1220 nucleotides long. RefSeq lists its product as uncharacterized. Lineage: Eukaryota; Viridiplantae; Streptophyta; Magnoliopsida; Lamiales; Pedaliaceae. The record is from RefSeq and is a predicted model, not a curated record.